GGCUAUUUAUUCCUUUUAUAAGAUUUCAUCUUGUUUUUUCUUCGUUCACAGAAGCGUUGCAUGUGAUGCCACCCGCUUCGAAUGUUAUCACUCGAUUGAAUGGGCGUUAUCAGUGGUUAUCAGCUCAUAGAUAUGGGCCAGAAGGGGCCUGCUGCGCCUACUGGUAGGCUCAGAUGGCUGUUAUCAUCCAUCUACAUGGUUAAUCACCGAUACAAAUACAAGAGACGAUUCCAGAUCCAAUCAGAUCGGAAGUUCACUGGAUGACGCGGCAUCGUUGCGGUAUUUCCCGCCGGUUGAUAUUUUUCAGUAUCGCGAGAGUUUCUCCAUGCGAGUGAACGUUAUGAAGUGAGAUCGCGAGACUUGGCUCAUACGAGUAAACGCCAUCACUGAGAGCAUCAUUCAUCUCUUCUUAUCAUUUUCCCUGUUUAUUCUCAGCAUCAAUUUCCAGUGUGUGGUAAGUUUGUUUUAUUUAUUUCCAUGCUCUAUGUCUGUUGAACAAUCCAAAUUUUGUUUUGGGCUGUUUAGAGAGCCCAUUCACAAAUCUAUCUUGUGCAAGUUUCUCUCUGUUUAUGUUUUAGGUUGAAGAUGGCCCAGAGAGAGAGAACUUGCAUUAAUGACGAACAGAAAGAAACUCUGAAAACAUUUUUUAAAGAUGGCAUGACCCGAGUUGGGUCAGAAUUGAUUCCCAGAGCGGCAUCGGCUACGGGUUUGGACACCAGUGUCAUAGAAAACUGGAUUGGUAAUUACAAAAGGAAAGCUUCUUCUGAGCCUCGGCCAUCAAAGGCCAAAGUACAUGUUAGAGAACUUUCCCCAUAUAAUCUCUUUUGUAGAGACGUACUGUCAAACAAAGGCACAAUGAAUGACAUCAAGGGUAGGUGGGCCACAUUGGGGGAAGAUGCAAAAAAGAAAUACAGUGAAGAGGCAGCAGCACUGAGGGCAUCUGGACAGGCCCUUAGCCCUGAAAUGAGAGAUGCCCGAAUUAAAAUGCACCUGAAGAAGCUAAAGUUAGAGGUGUCUAAGCUUGAGGAUUUGGGUGUGGAGACGGCCAUAUUAUCUUUUGACCGCCAACGUUCCAGCUUAGAAGUAUACGAAGUAAGCAGCAAAGGGGCCACUGAUUUAAAAAGCAUAAUUUUAUAUAUGCUAUGCCUAUUGGGCCUUCAAAGUGCUCUCUAA
Megalobrama amblycephala (Wuchang bream) is the source of this 1173-nucleotide messenger RNA. RefSeq names its product highly divergent homeobox-like. Bases 586 to 1173 code for a protein of 195 amino acids. NCBI's taxonomy places the organism in Eukaryota, Metazoa, Chordata, Actinopteri, Cypriniformes, Xenocyprididae. Gene Ontology annotation, molecular function: DNA binding. The record is from RefSeq and is a predicted model, not a curated record. The transcript has 7 exons.